Molecule: messenger RNA, 567 nt
Organism: Rotaria sp. Silwood1
Lineage: Eukaryota; Metazoa; Rotifera; Eurotatoria; Philodinida; Philodinidae
Source: the annotation of a GenBank genome assembly
AUGCGUCGUUCAACAAUUGAUUCAUUAGUACAAGAAAAUCCAACUAAUUAUACAUAUUCAAAUUCUCAAAUACAAACAAAUGUUUUAAGAUGUGCACAUUGUUUUGCACCUAAAUCAAAUGAUUUAUAUACACGAUUUUAUACGGAAUGUGGUCUAUCUUGGCAAAAACUAACUCAUAAUCCACCGGAUAAUUAUUCAACUAAUAUAUGUACAAAUUGUAAAUCUACUAUUCCAUUUAAUUCUAACACAUGUGUUGUAUGUGAAACACCAGUAUCCAAAGAACCACAACAGCGACCAACUUCUCAAAAUCAGGAAAAACGAACUUCAAUUUCAAUUCCAACAAUAUCAAAACAAACUAAUACAAUAAUGAUAACAUGUUCAAAAUGUUUUCGUUUAAAUAAUCCUAAUGCUCGUUUUUGUGAUUGGUGUCGUUCAUAUCCUGAUCAUGCAUCUACAUCAAUACAAUGUACAAAAUGUCAUACUAAUAAUGAUUCAUUUGCAAAAUUUUGUUCAACAUGUGGAUGUGUUAUUGAACCACCAUUACGUAUUAUUGAUACACGUCUUUAA